Molecule: messenger RNA, 4719 nt
Organism: Vicia villosa (hairy vetch)
Lineage: Eukaryota; Viridiplantae; Streptophyta; Magnoliopsida; Fabales; Fabaceae
Exons: 22
Coding region: 262-3267 (1001 amino acids)
Biological process (GO): carbohydrate metabolic process
Molecular function (GO): carbohydrate binding; hydrolase activity, hydrolyzing O-glycosyl compounds
Source: RefSeq, a predicted model, not a curated record
AACACUGAUUCUUCCACUCAAGUUCACCAUAAACCAAAUAGUUUAUUGAACAAUAAUGGACUAUUAUUUUAAAAUAAAAAUCAUACUAUUAAAGUCCAUGAUCAAUGGAAGCAGAAGAAGCCUUGAGUUGCAGUUACAUUGGCUAGCUAAUUGCACGUUAUUUUUACACUAUCAUCAUUUUUGCUGAUUGUAAAUAUGAUUACUGUUUUCUGAAUUUCACGUUAUUUUUACACUAUCAUCAUUUUUGUGUGUUUACUGCUUAUGCUGUUUUUGGUUUGCAGAAGAAAGAGAUUUAUUGAAAUGGCAAAUCACGAAGGACAAGUCUCUAGUGGAAGUAGCGAUGUGAGAUCAGGGAAUAUGAUUUUUGAGCCUAUUUUGGAUGAUGGAGUGUUUCGAUUUGAUUGUUCUGCAGAUGAUAGAGAUGCAGCAUAUCCUAGUAUUUCUUUUCUGAAUAGCAAAGAUAGAGACACUCCCAUCACUAGUAAAACUCACAAGCUUCCCUCGUAUAUCCCUACCUUUGAGUGCCUUCUUGAGCAGCAAGUUGUCCAACUCGAGCUACCUAUAGGUACCUCCCUCUAUGGAACUGGAGAAGUUGGUGGACAACUUGAGAGAACAGGCAAAAGAGUUUUCACAUGGAACACUGACGCAUGGGGUUAUGGUCCUGACACUGCAUCCUUAUACCAAUCACAUCCAUGGGUGUUAGCUGUUCUUCCAAAUGGAGAGGCCCUAGGAAUUCUUGCUGACACUACAAGGCGCUGUGAGAUCGAUCUGAGGAAAGAAUCAAUAGUACGUUUCAUUGCUCCAUCCUCAUACCCUGUCAUUACAUUUGGUCCUUUUGCUUCACCUACGGAUGUUUUGAUAUCUCUAUCAAAAGCAAUUGGAACUGUAUUUAUGCCUCCAAAGUGGUCACUAGGUUAUCAACAAUGCCGUUGGAGCUAUUUAUCUGAUCAGAGAGUUCUGGAGGUUGCAAAAACAUUUCGGGAAAAGAGCAUACCUUGUGAUGUGAUAUGGCACGAUAUCGAUUACAUGGAUGGUUUUCGUUGUUUUACCUUUGACAAGGAGCGCUUUAAGGAUCCUAAGUCUUUAGUGAAAGAUCUCCAUUAUAGUGGUUUCAAAGCUAUUUGGAUGCUUGAUCCAGGGAUCAAGCAGGAAAGAGGUUAUUUUGUAUAUGACAGUGGUUCUGAAAAUGAUGUUUGGGUCCAAAAGGCUGAUGGAACACCUUUUGUUGGGGACGUGUGGCCCGGGCCUUGUGUGUUCCCUGACUAUACACAGUCAAACGUUCGUGCAUGGUGGGGAAAUUUAGUUAAGGACUUUGUUUCCAAUGGUGUUGAUGGUAUAUGGAAUGAUAUGAACGAACCAGCUGUCUCCGAGGUUGCAAUGAACACAAUGCCUGGGAGCAAUGUUCAUAGAGGUGAUGGUGAACUUGGAGGCUGUCAGAAUCAUUCUUUCUAUCAUAAUGUGUAUGGUCUGCUGAUGGCAAGAUCAACCUAUGAAGGCAUGAAACUAGCUAGUGAAAACAAACGUCCUUUUGUUCUCACCAGAGCUGGAUUUAUUGGCAGCCAAAGGUAUGCUGCAACAUGGACUGGAGAUAAUCUUUCAACCUGGGAGCAUCUUCAUAUGAGUAUCUCCAUGGUACUGCAACUGGGACUCAGUGGUCAGCCACUUUCAGGUCCUGAUAUUGGUGGAUUUGCUGGCAACGCAACACCGAGGCUUUUUGGAAGGUGGAUGGGUGUAGGUUCCUUGUUUCCCUUUUGCCGUGGACAUUCUGAAGCUGGAUCCACUGACCAUGAACCCUGGUCCUUUGGGGAAGAGUGUGAAGAAGUUUGCCGAUUGGCAUUGAAGAGGCGCUACCGCCUUAUCCCCCUAAUCUACACACUUUUUUAUUUUGCACAUACGAGGGGCACUCCAGUGGCAACUCCUACUUUCUUUGCUGAUACAAAAGAUCCUAGCUUGAGGAAACUUGAAAAUUCAUUUUUGCUCGGUCCAGUUUUAGUGUAUGCAAGCACCAUACGCAAUCAAGGGUUGGACAAAUUGGAGGUUGCUCUACCAAAGGGGAUAUGGUUGGGUUUUGAUUUCAGUGAUGCACAUCCGGAUUUGCCUGCAUUAUAUUUGAAAGGGGGAUCAAUUAUUCCUGUGGGCCUCCCUCUUCAGCAUGUUGGAGAAGCUUCUCCAUCAGACGAAUUAACACUUCUCGUUGCUUUAGAUGAAUAUGGUAAAGCUGAAGGUUUUCUAUUUGAGGAUGAUGGUGAUGGAUAUGAAUUCACUAAAGGAAAUUAUUUAUUAACACAUUAUGUGGCUGAACUUCAUUCAUCGGUUGUUACUGUGAGUGUGCACAAAACUGAAGGAUCAUGGAAAAGACCUACACGCCGCCUCCACAUUCAAUUAUUAUUAGGUGGGGGUGCAACGCUUGAUACAUGGGGAGUGGAUGGGGAAGUUCUGCAUAUAAAUUUUCCUUCAGAGGAGGAGACAUCGAAGCUGGUAUUGGCUAGUGAGAAGCAAUACAAGGAACGUUUGGAAAAAGCAAUUCAAAUUCCUGAUGUAGAAGACAGAGAUUCGGGAACUCCUAUUGAACUGAAAAGUAGUGAGUGGCUUCUUCAAGUUGUUCCCUGGAUUGGGGGUAGAAUCAUCUCCAUGACGCACUUUCCUUCAGGAAUACAAUGGCUCCAUAGAAAGAUUGAAAUCAGUGGAUACGAGGAGUACAGUGGUAUAGAGUAUCGUUCUGCUGGGUGUUCUGAGGAAUAUUCCAUAAUCAAUCGAGAACUUGAGCAUGAUGGAGAGGAGGAAUCUGUGGUAUUGGAGGGUGAUAUUGGUGGACGAUUGGUUCUUCAACGGCAUAUAUAUUUCCCAAAGAACGCUGCCAACAUCAUCCAAAUAAACUCUAGCAUAAUAGCACGCAGCGUCAGAGCUGGUUCCGAAGGGUUCUCGAGGUUGGCCUGCUUAAGAAUUCACCCAACAUUCAAUCUUUUGCACCCAUCAGAAUCUUUUGUCUCGUUUACUUCAAUCGAUGGAUCGAAGCACGAAGUCUUCCCAGAUGAUAGGGAGCAAAUCUUCGAAGGACACCAUAUUCCCAAUGGUGAGUGGAGGUUUGUUGAUAAAUGUCUUGGCUUGGCACUGGUCAAUCGAUUUAAUGUUAACGAGGUAUUGAAGUGUCUUGUUCACUGGGACUCUGGCACUGUCAACCUGGAGCUUUGGUCCGAGAACAGAUCUGUCUCAGAUCAAUCUCCUAUUCAAAUUUCUCAUCAGUAUGAGGUUAUACGAAUUCCUUGAUCUUUUAUUUGGAUACCACCAGACAAGGUGUCAAACUGUUUUAAAUGGCCGAAUAGUGCUAGAACAAAUUAUGUAUAUAAAAUUAUGUAUCUAAAUACAAGCAUUAUUUCGUUCUCCAUUAAGUGUAAUGUGUGUUUGGUUGGACUUUGAUCAUUAAAUAAAAUGGAUGGAGUUAAUGGAAGAGGAAUGAUAGUAACAUAUUUGAACUUAAAAGUCUAUUAGAGUUUGGGUUAAAAAAUAGAGAAAAUCUCAAUCCACCCCUUAAUUUCUUAGCCACCCACAAAAUUUCAUUUAUGUUCCCUACUUUCGUAGAUGUAUUUUCGAAAACACUUUUUUUUUUAAAAAAUUUGAUUUUUUCCGUAGGUACAGAAGCGUUAAAACAUAGUAAAACUUAGGAAGAUCCCAAAUUAAAUGAAAUAUUCCGUAGCUACGAGUGUGUUUGUUUGGGUGCUAGAAAAAAGAUUCCUAGGAAUCUAAGAUAGGAAAUAAUUAUUCCUAUGUUUGGUAGAUGGGAAGGGGAAAAAAUACCUUGGAAUAAAUAAUACACAGGAAACCAUUUAACCCACGUUCUAUCUAAUUUUAUUCCCAUGGAACUAAGCUGGGAAUAAUAUAUUCCUGGGAAUGUAAACCCACGUUCUCAUAGGAAGAAGUCACAAAUAUCCCUAAUUUACCCGCGCAUUAUUCCCUCUAAAAUUUACCCAUUUUCUAUAAAACCUAUAACCCACACAUUCCUUUUCACUUUUCUCAGCUUCUUUUUGUUUCUCCACAAGUUACAACAAUGGUAAGUUAUCUUUUACUUUGAAUCUAUAUUUUUUUUUUAGAAUCAAGCUAAUACAUGGAUCUUUUUUUUCCUGAAGACUUUGAUUUUGAUUUAAGGAAUCACAAAUUCAUCUAUCUUUCAGUGAGUUUGCUUAGAGUUUGAUUUCUUUUAACAGGUAUUAAUUUUCCUAUUUCAAUGACUAUUUUUAUUUACAUGUGUUUCAUUAUCAUAUAUGGUUUUUUGAAUAUCGUCAUUUAACGUACAUGAUUGUGUGUCGAACACCGUCAUUGCGUUAUGAACAUUGUUAUGUGUAUAACACAGUGGCAUUUCCAACAUAAUCGCCGUGUAAAAACACCGCUUUGGCAUAUUGAACAUUGUGUGUUGUAGAACAUUGCUGCUACGUAUUGAACUUGAUUGUGUAUCGAACACCGUCACCAUGUUAUGAACCUUGUUAUGUUCUGGGCACCAUUGUGUAUCCAACAUACUCACCGUGUAGAACACCGUUUUUACGUAUUGAACAUUGCGGGGUGUAGAUUGCAGCUCCCAUGUAUCGAACAUGAUUAUGUUUCGAACAAUGUCAUUGCAUUAUGAAUGUUGUUAUGUGUAGAAAACUCUUGUUUAUCCAACAUGAGCACCGUGUAGAAUGUUGUGUUUGCAUAUUGAAAACUCUCGUGUAUCAUAAUCACCAUUUU